Molecule: messenger RNA, 1586 nt
Organism: Exophiala viscosa
Lineage: Eukaryota; Fungi; Ascomycota; Eurotiomycetes; Chaetothyriales; Herpotrichiellaceae
Product: putative adipose-regulatory protein-domain-containing protein
Exons: 2
Coding region: 201-1520 (439 amino acids)
Biological process (GO): lipid droplet organization; lipid storage
Cellular component (GO): endoplasmic reticulum membrane
Source: RefSeq, a predicted model, not a curated record
UGUUUAGGUGUUGAGUGACGUCACAGUUUCGCGGCGCGUCAUCGUGUCUUAAUCGGCAACACCAUUUUGCAUGUGCAAAAGCACCAUUUGAUUUCGGGUGCAGAUGCGGUCGACUGUGACAAUAAACCGUCGUCCCAUGUAACACCAUGCGCUUUUCCAUCAAAGUCUGCCCUACUUGACGCGUGACGAACUUGUCCGGGAUGGCACUCGUGGAAAAGCAUGUCGCGCCUCUGUUGCGCCAAUUCGGUCUGGCAGACACCACUACGUAUGAGGACGACGAAGACGAGUCAAAGUCGCUCGUACAGAAAGCUGUUUCUGCAGCAAUUGCGCCAGUUCGAAUCCUCACAUCUCGCACCGCCAUCAAAGCCUACCUGAGCACGAUCCUAUUCCUAACCACCUCGACGAUACUACUCACGAUAUCCUCGACUGCAUUCGGCUUCUUCUACUACAAAUACAUCCCACAGAUCAACCUCGAACGCGUCUUGUACCUGGACUAUGGCCAGGGUUCGCAACCGCACGCGACAGCAGCACUGGAUGCAUCCGCCUUGAUAUCCCAGCAAGCAUACGAUGUCGAGUUGAUACUGAACAUGCCCAGGACGCCUGCGAACUUGGAAGCCGGAAAUUUCAUGCUAGAUCUAUCUCUACUCGCUCCUGGAAUCAAUACAAGAAACAUACCCGAUGCAGUAUCAUGGCUGGCCAACAUCUCCUCAGAGAACGUACAAUACCAUUCACGCAGACCGGCUAUACUACCCUACUCGUCUCCUAUACUCUCCCUCAGCCACACCCUCCUAUAUCUUCCAUGGCAUUUUCUCAAUCUGCGCGACCUGGACUCCGUACAUUUGGUAGUGCCAAUGUUCGAAUUGGUAACCUUCCCACGCGGAUCGCGGAACAUUCCCACACAUGCACGACUCGAACUUCAAUCCAACAGCGUCCUACAGGUAUACACUGCGAAACUGGCAUUUCGUGCCAAGUUCCAAGGCAUUCGAUAUCUGAUCUACAACUAUCGAGUUGCCUCGUUCGUCGUGUUCACAGCGACAUUCUAUACGGUUAGUGUGACUAGCAUGGCACUGGCCUGGGCAUUGAUAUCCAUGCUAUUUUCAUCUACCAGCACUGCAGGCGAGAAGUACAAGACCAUCAAGCAAGAAGACAGUGUCAAGUCAGAACGAGAUGCGACUUCGACUCCAAAGAUCAAAACCGAAGACGAGACGGAAUCUUCCGCACACGGUUUGUCGAUUUCGAACUUGUCGGACACUGCGGCACAAUUUCCAACUGGUAGGGGUCAGAUGCCCUUGUCGUUUCCGGGGCGCUCGCCUGCUGAAGAUGUAGGAGAGGACAAUGCCGCGGAUGACUUGACGCGUCCGAUUGGAGCAGAUGAAGCUGCUGAUGAUGAGGACGAGGAGUGGGAACUUCGUGCAAGACCUUUUGAUGGUGAUUCGGGUAUUGGCACCAGUAUGGAGAGUGAGCGGACUAGUUCAGGUGUUGUUCGGAAACGGAGUUCAAAAGGACUCUCGAGCAGGUAGAUUGGCUCGGCUUAUGUCUAUAUUCCAUUGUACUUGAUUCAAACAACCGAUUCUGCCUCGAUGCCA